Chelonoidis abingdonii (Abingdon island giant tortoise) is the source of this 1042-nucleotide messenger RNA. NCBI's taxonomy places the organism in Eukaryota, Metazoa, Chordata, Testudines, Testudinidae. The record is from RefSeq and is a predicted model, not a curated record.
AUGGUGUGGUGUCGGGGGCUUGUUGCCAUGGCUACAGAAGGUGACGGACAGAUCUCUCACCCUUUUACUUUCUCAUCUCCAGCAAAGAAAUCUGAGCCGUGUCCAGCUUAUGCUGUCUGCCCAGACGGCUGGAUCGGGCACCUGGGGAAGUGUUACUAUUUCUCAGAGGCUGAAGGGAACUGGACCUACAGCCAGAGACACUGCUCUGCCCUCGGUGCCUCCCUGGCUGUGAUUGACACCCAGCAGGAAAUGGAUUUCCUGCUGCGCUAUAAAGGACGCUUUGACCACUGGAUCGGCCUCUGGAGGGAACCACGCCAGCCCUGGAUGUGGACCAAUGGCACCAAAUUCAACCACUGGUUUCCAAUAGCGGGAGGAGACCUGUGUGCUUUUGCAAACUACAAUGGUAUUGCCAGUUCAGGCUGCUCCAGGGAGGGACACUGGAUCUGCAGCAAAGCAGCGGAGAAACUAGCAGGCACAGCAAAGUGAGUCGGGCCUUGUCCUGUCAAUGGGGCUGGCCCAAGCUGCCUCAGCGAGUGAGGAACUGGAUGGGGCUGGCGAAGGGGGACAGCCCAGCAGCAGGGAAGAGAGACGCUCGCUGAAGGACAUCAGGUAGCUCCUCCCUUGGAGCCUCUGGCCUCCAUUGGCCCAGUUGGGGACUGGGGUGAGGGUGCGGAUUAGCCAGCAGCCCCCAGCUCACUCUCUGGCACAGAGACAGGAACCUUUUGACUUGAAAAUCAGAAGGGGAGCAGCAAGCAGGAGCCUGGCCCAGGCUGUGGCUAGAGGCCAUUGUACUGGCUGGGGCUUUUGGGAGGUGCUGCAAACCCUGCAGCCAUGGGGCGAAGGGGCCGGUGUGAACCCUGCAGCCUGGGCCAAGGACACAUGAACUCUGCUGUACUGCGAGAAGGGCUGUUGUGCAGGCCCUGCUGAGCGCUGAGGGAGCAUGAAGAGAUGCCAGACAGGAGGGGAUUGCUGGGACGUGCUAGGACAGACGUGUGUGUGUGUAUACAUGUGUGUACAUAAUUAUUUGAAUAAUAAUAUACCA